AUGCAUUGCCAAUCCUUACGCGUCCGGCCACUUAAUUAUAAUUCCGUGGCUACAAGUUCGGUACUGUCUAGAAGUCGCAGGGUCUUGAAAGUGAGUUGUGAGGCAGCCAGUGUUGAUGUACUUGAAAUGAACAAAAUCGAUAAUCAAGCUGAGAAGCAACUAACAUGUGUAAUGAAGUUCGGUGGUUCUUCGCUGGCCUCUGCCGAGAGGAUGAAAGAGGUAGCUGAACUUAUUCUUAGCUUUCCAAACGAGAGGCCUGUCAUUGUUCUUUCUGCCAUGGGAAAGACGACUAACAAACUUUUGCUGGCUGGAGAGAAGGCUGUUAGUUGUGGUGUUACUAAUGUAGACAGUAUUGAAGAGCUCAGUUUCAUAAAGGAAUUGCAUCUCCGGACUGUGAAGGAACUAGAAGUAGACAAGUCGAUUAUUGCAAAUCACUUGGAGGAAUUAGAGCAACUUUUGAAGGGAAUUGCUAUGAUGAAAGAGUUGACUCCACGCACAAGAGACUACCUUGUUUCAUUUGGGGAGUGCAUGUCUACGAGGAUUUUUGCAGCAUAUAUGAAUAAAAUCGGUGCAAAAGCUCGCCAAUAUGAUGCUUUCAAAAUUGGUUUUGUCACAACAGAUGACUUCACGAAUGCAGACAUUCUAGAAGCAACUUAUCCGGCUGUUGCACAGAGUUUGCAUGGAGAUUGGAUCAGUGAUCCUGCAAUUCCUAUUGUUACCGGCUUCCUUGGAAAGGGCUGGAGAUCUUGUGCUAUUACUACAUUAGGUCGUGGUGGUAGUGAUUUGACGGCCACAACCAUUGGAAAAGCAUUAGGUUUGCGAGAGAUUCAGGUGUGGAAGGAUGUUGAUGGUGUUUUGACAUGUGAUCCUAAUAUAUAUCCACGUGCUGAACCUGUGCCAUACUUGACAUUUGAUGAGGCAGCAGAACUAGCAUAUUUUGGUGCGCAGGUCUUGCAUCCACAAUCCAUGAGACCUGCUAGGGAGGGUGAUAUUCCUGUCAGGGUUAAGAAUUCUUACAAUCCAAAUGCUCCUGGAACUCUCAUCACCAGGGCACGAGAUAUGAGUAAGGCAGUGCUAACUAGCAUCGUUUUGAAACGGAAUGUUACUAUGUUGGAUAUUGUUAGCACCCGGAUGCUUGGCCAAUUUGGUUUUCUUGCUAAGGUGUUUUCAAUCUUUGAAGACUUAGGAAUAUCAGUGGAUGUUGUAGCUACUAGCGAAGUCAGUAUCUCCUUGACACUCGAUCCAUCAAAGCUUUGGAGUAGAGAACUGAUUCAGCAGGCAAGCGAACUCGACCAUGUUGUUGAAGAGCUCGAGAAAAUUGCUAUAGUCAAUCUCCUGCAGCAUAGGUCAAUAAUCUCUCUCAUUGGGAAUGUCCAGAGGUCCUCUCUGAUAUUAGAGAAGGUCUUCAAUGUUCUUCGUACCAAUGGAGUCAACGUUCAGAUGAUAUCACAGGGUGCCUCAAAGGUUAAUAUCUCAUUAAUUGUGAAUGACGAUGAAGCAGAGCAGUGUGUCAGGAGUCUUCACUCAUCUUUCUUUGAUUCUGAAGUAGAGUGGGAGUAUGUACCUGAUAAUGGUUCUGCCUCGACAUGA
Messenger RNA from Dovyalis caffra, 1590 nucleotides. The record is from the annotation of a GenBank genome assembly. NCBI's taxonomy places the organism in Eukaryota, Viridiplantae, Streptophyta, Magnoliopsida, Malpighiales, Salicaceae.